Molecule: messenger RNA, 462 nt
Organism: Anisakis simplex (herring worm)
Lineage: Eukaryota; Metazoa; Nematoda; Chromadorea; Rhabditida; Anisakidae
Source: the annotation of a GenBank genome assembly
AUGAUGGGUUGGUUGUGUGAAUUGAUUGGAAGAUGGAUAAUUGAUUUGACUAAAUGGGCAUAUAUCCAUCCGCAAGAGGGAUGUGGAACGGAAAAUAGGAGCGAGCAUCAGGAUAUGACCAGAAGGAAGUGCUUUAUAUCGAUCACAAUGGUUAUGUGUAGGGAAUUUUUUGUCUCUGAAUCAACGCAAAUUGUUCCACAGUACGGCUGGAUAGGGAACUCGCAGGAUUCGGACACACCCGAGGGUAAUGUUCGGGGACCUCCCAGCACCUACGAGGUUUGGGAUGCUUCCGAUAACAUCCCUCACUGUCGACUUCUUCCAGCUUCAAGGACCGCCGAGCACUAUUUUGUCACUGAGCCAGUUCUGCGUCACGCGUUUUUCUAUGAUUUGAAACGAGGAAAAAUCCUACUUAUUGAGUGGCUGCCGAAGUUCAUAAUGCGUUUGAAGGUUCUCAUGUGCUAG